AUGAAAGAGUAUUGUGUCCAGGGGCCUGAAUGGGAAGAUGUGGCCUACAACGACACUUCCCUUACCUCUACAACAACCACUGGUGUCAUUGCAAAGCAGUAUUCCAUCUCUCAGGCUCAAUUCUACGCCUGGAAUCCAGCAAUUGGAGCGGAUUGCAUUGAUCUCGAAAUUGAUGAUGCCUAUUGUGUGAAGGCCCGGACGACCAUCAGCACAACAACAACUUCUUCAGUCGCCAGCCAGACAUCUACCGGGACAAGCAUCAGACCACCAGGUCCUACGCAGGCAAAUGUCCCAUCAAACUGCAAUGCAUAUGCCUUAGCCCAGACCGAUGAUGGUUGCCAGACUGAUGAUGGUUGCCAAACAUUUGCCGACCGCAACAAAAUCAUACUUGCGGAUCUAUACAAGUGGAAUCCGGUCCUCAACAAUGCCUGUGAGAACUUUUGGGCAAAGGAGGCCUACUGCAUUGGUGUCUCGUCUUAG
Penicillium waksmanii is the source of this 480-nucleotide messenger RNA. RefSeq names its product LysM peptidoglycan-binding domain-containing protein. Bases 1 to 480 code for a protein of 159 amino acids. NCBI's taxonomy places the organism in Eukaryota, Fungi, Ascomycota, Eurotiomycetes, Eurotiales, Aspergillaceae. The transcript is spliced from 6 exons. The record is from RefSeq and is a predicted model, not a curated record.